This is a messenger RNA of Fusarium venenatum, 1077 nucleotides long. RefSeq lists its product as uncharacterized. The record is from RefSeq and is a predicted model, not a curated record. Lineage: Eukaryota; Fungi; Ascomycota; Sordariomycetes; Hypocreales; Nectriaceae.
AUGGCAGAGAUAAAUCUCAAGCCUGUCAUCAUUGAGAUGUGGAUCGAGUAUGCCAUCGGUAUAAUCGUCCUCUUUCUCCGACUUUUCGCUCGACUACAAAGGAUCAAAUUUACAAAGUUUAGGACCUGGGCGCUGGAUGAUUGGUUCACUAUUCCUGCCAUUAUUCUAUGGACUUUUGAAGUCUCCAUGUGCCAAAUCAUAACACAAUUAGGCAGUAUCACCGGCCUAACGAACGAAGUCGCAUCGAAAUUCACGCCUGAACAAGUCAAGAGCUUCGAGACGGGAAGUAAAUGGUUGUUUGCGGCGUGGUAUGUCUAUGUAACUAUGGUAUGGACUCUCAAAGCCAUGAUGCUUUCACUUUUAUACAGAGUCACCAAGUCACUUCCCGAGGAGCGUCUCGUUAAACGGGCCUCGAUCUUCGUUGCUAUUUGCUAUCUAAUCACCAUUGGUGUUGUUUCAGGUCAUUGCUGGCCUACCUAUCAACUCUGGCAGGUUUAUCCUGUUCCAUCAGCCGACUGUUCCCAAAACCGAGCCAAGUACUACGCCCUUGUUACGACCAACGUUGCGACCGAUAUUAUCAUAAUGGCCCUGCCUAUUCCUUUGCUAUGGAAGCUACAAGUCAACCUAAGGAAGAAGCUGGUCUUUGGCUUAAUAUUCUGCGGUGGAAUCUUUAUUAUUAUUUGCACCCUUCUCCGUUGUAUUAUCUGUCUGAGCAUGCCAGAGCGACUGGAUCUUGGACUUAGUUGGUCCAUCCGUGAGACAGUUGUCGGAAUCAUCGUCACAAACGUGUCAUCGAUCAAACCCCUCUUUACCGGUCGCAACUUCAGCACGAACGAUAGCUCGAAUCAAAAAUCUAGCCAUCUGGGUUUCUCGCAUCCUGGCAAUACACACAAGAUGUCCCGGAUGGAGAGACUACCUGAUGGAAAUGGAAGCACUACUGGAAGUCAAGAGUGUAUAGUUCGGGGAAGUGGCAAGAACCAAACCACGAUUGUCGCAGAUGAUAAUAGUUCGGAUCACAAGUCUGAUCACAAGUACAGCGGACGGAUCCACGUUACAACAGACUUUCACGUUGCAUAG